GUAGUAAGGUUGUAUUGCUAGCUAACUGUAACUGUUAAACACGAGAGCAGUGUUGAAUAGUGUAUUUUGGAGUAUUCAGACACAGAUUUAUCAAUACAGACAUAUAUUCAUAUAACGAGCUAUGCCCGGUGAUAGUAUGGACAAGCCGAACUUAGUUACAUGCACCGCUCCUGUGAAUAUAGCUGUCAUUAAAUACUGGGGGAAGAGAAAUGAAGACUUAAUUCUCCCCAUUAACUCCUCAUUAAGCGUCACAUUGCAUCAAGACCAGCUGAAAACAACCACAACAGUUGCAACCAGCAGAUCAUUUCAGGAAGAUCGUAUAUGGCUCAACGGCAAAGAGGAGGACAUCACCCACCCGAGACUGCAAUCCUGUCUGAGAGAGAUUCGACGACUAGCAAGGAAGAGACGUAAUGACGAGGACCCAGCUUUGGACUGGACCGGUUUGUCUCACAAAGUCCACAUCUGCUCUGUAAACAACUUCCCCACUGCUGCCGGGCUCGCCUCCUCAGCUGCUGGAUUUGCUUGUCUAGUUUACACUCUGGCCCGGGUGUUUGGCGUAGAGGGGGAGUUGUCCGGGAUUGCUCGGCAAGGAUCAGGCAGCGCAUGUCGCAGUAUGUAUGGAGGGUUUGUCCAGUGGAUCAUGGGACAGAAAGACGAUGGAAAGGACAGUCUAGCCCAGCAGGUGGAGCCAGAGACUCAUUGGCCUGAGCUCAGAAUCCUUGUCCUUGUGGCCAGUGCUGAAAGGAAGCCAGUUGGCAGCACCUCUGGGAUGCAAACCAGUGUGCAAACAAGCUGUCUCCUAAAGCACAGGGCCGAGUCUGUCGUCCCGGGUCGGAUGAUCGAGAUGACUGAAGCAGUGCGAAAAAAGGACUUUGCUUCAUUUGCUGAACUAACCAUGAGGGACAGCAACCAGUUCCAUGCAACUUGCCUCGACACGUACCCUCCUAUCUUCUACCUGAACAGUGUGUCUCAACAGGUCAUCAAUUUGGUGCAUCGGUAUAACAGACACUACGGGGAGACGAGGUUGGCCUACACAUUUGAUGCAGGACCCAACGCUGUUAUCUUCACUCUUCAGCAGCACGUUCCCGAGUUUGUUCAGACAGUUCGGCAUUUCUUUCCCCCAGAGACCAACGGAGGACAGUUUAUUAAGGGUCUUCCAGUUAACCACACUGCUCUCUCUGACGAGCUGAAACGGGCUAUUGGCCUAGAGCCCAUGCCGAAGGGAAUUAGCUACAUUAUUAGUACCAAGGCUGGACCAGGCCCUCGUGUUGUGGAGGACCCCACUCUGCAUCUUCUUGGAUCUGAUGGGCUGCCUAAAGAAACUGCGUGAUGCACUGUAGCCCUUAAUGGACAAAGUUCCACUGAGGAAUAAUGAAGCUGUUUCAUCAGAGAUAAAAUCUGCAUUAUUCAUUUGAAAUUCAGUUUUCACAGAUCACAGCAACACUAGACACCUCCCUGACCAUUUUUAAUGCUAGCAUGUCCUUCCUCUUUCAAACUGCACAGGGAGGUUUUGUUUUAGCUCAGUCUUAGCUGUAUUUGACUAACUGGUUCAGUCACAGACAUGGACAUGUGCCCGACUGUGAUGUGUGAAACAAUUCACUCUGCUGUUUCUUAAGGGCACUGUCAGUGUGCUCUUAAGCGAUGCAUAAUGCAACCAUAAAUGCAGUUUACCUCUGCAGCUGACUGCAUGCUCUCUGCUCCAUCUGAAUUUUUGAAUUUGAAUUCAUGUACAGUAUGUAGCCAUAUGCUUAAGGAGGGUGUUAUAAUUAUGGUCACUUUAAUUAUGUUUUCAUUUUAAUCUUGUGAAAACACAAUUUAAAGGGGUACAAUAUCCUCAAUAUGAGGGUUUUCAGUUAGACAUGCAAUGUUAACACGGAUUUAUGAUGAGAAUUUUGCUUUUUUCACAUGUGCCAAUGAACAAAGAAUCCAGAAAUAGCAAAUAUUGUUGUUUUAAUGAAGUAAACAGGGACGUAUGCUCUGCACAUCCAAAACACAUUGCCUUGUCUUCAGCCCUUUCUGACCAGGACUAAAAGUGCAACUUAUCUAUAUGCUUUCACCUUUAGUCCCAGUCCUGUUUACUUAAAAUAGUCAAAAAUGUUUGACGUUUUUUUAUUCUUUGUUCAGCAAAGGCGCACAAAAGUUUUUCGGGUUUAUUUUCAUGAAUUCAAGGUAACACAGCAUGAAUAAUGAAUAUUUAAAUUGUCUCUUUGUGGGUGAAGUAUUUCUACUGAAAUCAGGUAAAUUUCAUUCUGUAUCAUGACAUAAAAUAUAUUUUAGUCAAUAUAA
Plectropomus leopardus (leopard coralgrouper) is the source of this 2286-nucleotide messenger RNA. It is a transcript of the gene mvda, whose product is annotated as mevalonate (diphospho) decarboxylase a. Gene Ontology annotation, cellular component: cytosol. Gene Ontology annotation, molecular function: diphosphomevalonate decarboxylase activity. NCBI's taxonomy places the organism in Eukaryota, Metazoa, Chordata, Actinopteri, Perciformes, Serranidae. The record is from RefSeq and is a predicted model, not a curated record. Gene Ontology annotation, biological process: isopentenyl diphosphate biosynthetic process, mevalonate pathway; isoprenoid biosynthetic process.